GUGUUAUUUGUCAGCACAUAGAGUAAACAGAAGAAGUCGACGGUGUCCGUCGCGGCCUAACCUACUCGACGAUAAAGAGACGCCAUUAAACGAAGAGUUUGAACAGUUAAAGUAGAACAAAUUUGAGGUUGUACGACAAACAUGACGCGUAAAAGAAGUGUUGUUUGGGAUUAUUUCAAUGACGUCUGUCCCGAAUCGGUUGAGUGCCUCCUCUGUAAAAACUUACUGAACAAACACGAACAGGGCAGCACCACGGGAAUGUGGAGACAUCUGCGGGCACAACAUCCAACAGAGGCGGCCAUGGCCGCCAAAAGAGAAAGCCGGGGAACCUCAAUUUCCUCCAACCAUGGACAGCCUCUAGAAAUUGGCGAAGCACAAGUGGAGGUGGAACUGGAGGACGGAAAUGGUGACGUCGCCACCGUGGAUGAUGAUGACAUUGACUCUGCAAUGGAUACCCUCCUUGUAGCUGCUCAAGGAGAAGAGCCUGUCAAAGAAAGGCCAGAAGAGGUAGUAGUGGUUGGAGAGGAACGCCCUUCCAGCGGUAAAUAUCACCGUCGCAGCCUGAUCUGGAAACGUUUUGAGCCUUUGGGCAGUUUGAAUGCUGCUCAAUGUUUGAUUUGCAAGAAGAAGAUAAUGUGCUCUGAGGGCAAGACCAGCAACCUGUACCGACACAUGGCAAAGACUCACCCACAGGUGAAUACACGAUCAGGUCAAGCUGUGAAUGAAGCUGCCGUUCAUUCUGAGUUGAACGGUAUCCUCGAAGCUGUCCAAGGAGAAUCUGCGGGAGCUGGAGUGGCAGAAAAAAAGUGUAAAGAAGAAAAAAUCAUGGUCGAAAAUCCCCUCAGUUUCAGGAGUAAAUGCCACCGCCGUAGUUCGAUCUGGAAACUUUUUGAGCCUUUGGGCAGUUUGGAUGUUGCUCAGUGUUUAAUUUGCAAGAAGAGGAUCAGGUGUCCUGACGGCAAGACCAGCAACAUGCAUCGACACAUGUCAAAGAGCCACCCGCAGGCGUAUCGGCAAGCGGGCAAGGCGCUGAAGCUAACGAAAACAAACUCACCAUCACACAGUUCCAAUGUUCAGCAGGAGACAUGUCCAGUCGAGGCAAUGAAGGGGAAAAUUCCAGAUAUGGUCCAAGUUUCAAAGGAUACUGCAGCAGAGAGGCGCGUUUUCAGAAGAGAGCGGGAGUUGAUCGAAGCUUUGAGGAGGACGCAGAGGGAGGAGGCCAAGGCUCUGGACCAUCAGAGGGAGCUCGUCGAGAGUCUGCGGGCAGUCAAUGCCAGAGAGGCCGCCGUAGAGAAGAAGCAAAUUGAGUCUCUCAGGAGAGCACAGCAGGAAGAAGCUCAAGACUUAAUGAGGCAAAGAGAAGAGCUGGAGAGAGAAAAGACUGAGCAGCAGAAGAGGUGGGAGGAGCUUGAGCAGGAAAAGAAACAAUUGCUCUUGCUUUGCCAAGAACCUGCAGCGCCAACUUUGGUUUCCCACCAACAAUGAUUUUUUAUUUUUCUUUACCUGUGCCAUUGUGUACCAAUGCGAAUGCCUCAGAACAUUAGCAUAAACAUCUCACAAAAAAAAAAAAGUUGGAGUUUUUGGCUCUCUGGUUACAUUCUAAAAUGCAUUAUAAUCUUGACAGGUAAACUUGACCUUCUCAGAAGUGUCAAACUGUUCAGUGUUUUAGCACUUUUCGCACUACUUAGUGAUCUCUAACAAGGGGAUGAACCGCCAAAUAAAAUUCCUGGUUGAAUU
Messenger RNA from Hippocampus comes (tiger tail seahorse), 1737 nucleotides. RefSeq lists its product as uncharacterized. The coding region runs from base 142 to 1485 and encodes 447 amino acids. Gene Ontology annotation, molecular function: sequence-specific double-stranded DNA binding. Gene Ontology annotation, cellular component: nucleus. The transcript has 3 exons. The record is from RefSeq and is a predicted model, not a curated record. Gene Ontology annotation, biological process: regulation of transcription by RNA polymerase II. Lineage: Eukaryota; Metazoa; Chordata; Actinopteri; Syngnathiformes; Syngnathidae.